This is a messenger RNA of Trichoderma asperellum CBS 433.97, 336 nucleotides long. The record is from RefSeq and is a predicted model, not a curated record. NCBI's taxonomy places the organism in Eukaryota, Fungi, Ascomycota, Sordariomycetes, Hypocreales, Hypocreaceae.
AUGCCUCCCACUCACUGCUGCUGCGUCUUUCUGGCUUGGCUGCCUGAGCGAGGAAUAAGGAACGGCCAGAAUCACGCCGCGGGCCCAAGCCAAGGACGCAAUUUACCAUGCCUGCACGCCGACCCGCUUCUUCCUCCGAGCCCACCUUCUAAGAGCAAGUUUAGCCCCGGCCUAUUACCAAGACGGUUUGCUCUGCACUCGAUCCCGGCCUUGGGCAAUCAAUCAUUCGACUUGGAUGGACCCGCCUUAGCUCUUGCUGCGAGUAAUUUGCAGUGCUCUUCAAGCAAAGCUGGAUGUAGCUGGUCUCGUGUUGACGGCGAGAGGCGCACGCACUGA